This is a messenger RNA of Chelonoidis abingdonii (Abingdon island giant tortoise), 5299 nucleotides long. NCBI's taxonomy places the organism in Eukaryota, Metazoa, Chordata, Testudines, Testudinidae. The record is from RefSeq and is a predicted model, not a curated record.
AUGGGCUGGAUUGAAGAACCCAAGGAUCUGAAUGUGGAGGAGGCCUGGAAUUACUUUGUCAAAGUUCAGAAGCUCUCUGAAGCCUGCAUCCCAGUACAGAACACUGCCUGCUCCCCCUCUGCCCCCCGCCCGCUCCCACCCAGGAGCAGAGUGGGAGGCUGGGCCAGUGCGGGGAAGUGGGUCGCAGCCCCUCCUCGGAGAGCUCGCUGCCUGUCACUGGAUCCCAGGCGAGCCUGUCUGUUUUGGUGGAGCCCCCCUCGUGGUGACUGGGGCAGUGACUGGGCUGGCAGUGGGAGGGCUGGAGCAGCCCAGUGGUGUCAGUGCCCCUGCAGUGCUAGUGGGGAUUCUCCUGUAGUUGGGUGGCAGGGAUCCAGUCUGGCAGGGUGCGGAGUGGGUUCCAUCUCAGCCAGCCUGCCGCAUCGCGUCAUCUCUGUGCUCGGAUGCAGUGCACUGAGAGAGGUUGGAGGCCGUGUUGGGGAGGCAGGUGAUGCUAGGGAGGUCUUGUGUAGCUAUGAGGUCUCUGAGAAUGUGCCAGAGGAGCUGCGUGACCCCUUCUACACAGACCAGUACGAGCAGGAGCACAUCAAGCCCCCCGUGACGCGCCUGCUGCUCUCCUCAGACAUUUACUGCCGGGCCUGCCGCCAGGUGCUGCCCCCUGACGAUGUGACCGUGCCCGCGCCCAAGGACAAUGCUGCCCUGCUGGUGCUGCUGGGGCGCCGUGGCCUGGCCCCCAUCUACCAGGACAAGGCCGUCAAGGAGGCCGACCUGCGCCAGAAACCCAUCAAGAUGGGUGCACACCUGGCAGUGAUUGACUCCCUGAUGAUAGCCUUUGCUGUGGAAUCCACCCACUCACUGAGUGCCCCCCCUGGCACCGACCUUGGCGCUGGCUCCUGGGAGCAGAAGCUGCUCUGCUGGGUGGACACGGUGAACCGCAAGCUGCAGGAGAGCACAGAGCGUGAGGGCUCACAGCAGCCAGUGCCUGGCACAGAGGGUCAGGGCCAGUCCCCAGCAAGCGGCCCCAAGUGUCCCACCAGGUGGUACUGGAAACUGGUUCCUCAUGCCAUCGCUUUUUGUUUGAAGGAGUCGGGGAGUAAACCUCCUGUGAUCCGGUACCGGAAGGACAAGGUCCUGCCCAAACAGACGCCCUGCUUCACACCCAUCAUGGGCAUGAAGGACUUGGCCAAUGGGGGUGCCAUCGCUGCCACCAUUCACUAUUACUGCCCUGAUGUGGUGCGUCUGGAGGCUGGCACCUGUGGGCUCAGGUGUGAUCUAAUGUGCUCCAGCCUCAUGUGCGGUCUCUCUUGCAGUGGUUCCCCGGUGUUCAGCUUCCUACACCCACUCCUGCCAGGCGGGCAGCCGCAGUCCCCGCUCAGAGGCUCGCUAGGUUCCAUGCACCACUCUACCUCAAUGUCCCAUGUGGAGGGCGGAUUUGGCAAAUCCUGGAGCAAGAAACAGCUGAGCCAUCCGCUGUCGCAGGCUGUGUCAUUUAGCAUCCCUUUUGGGCUGGACAGUGACGUGGACAUCGUGAUGGGGAACCCCGUGGGCAUGCUGCGUUCCAUCAGCUCAGACAGCCUGGCACCUGUGCCCACCCGCUUGGCCCGCUCCCCUGGUCCCCUCCCUGAGGAUGCUGCCCAGCGGCUGGCCAAGGACGAGGCCCCCAAUGGGCUGGUGGCACCACACCGGACAGUGCACAAGGUGGCGCUAUCUGCCAAGGGGGUUGUGGAGCGCGAGGGCCCCCCUGUGGAGAAUGGGCUGGCGGACGGGUACCCUGACCUGCCCACCAUUGAGGAGGCCCUGCAGAUCAUCCACAGCAGUGAGCGCCUGCACCCUGAGGGGGCGGCUGAUGGCUUCUACCUGCAUUUGCCAGAGCCAACCAAGCCCACCCAGGCGCCAGAGCCCACACCAGCACUGGCUGUCUACCGCUUCCACAGUGGGUCUCCCAACGGGCGUGCCGAGGCCCCCACCCCCCCAGGUAAUGGCAGCUUGGACUCGGAUGCUGAGGACCCUGCCCACCUGCCUGGCACCAAGGAUGACACCUCCUCGGGCCUGAGCUCGCUGAGCUCCCAGCCCGACAGCGCAGGAUCCUCGGGUGCUGGCGUGCGCAUGACCAGCUUCGCUGAGCGCAAGAAGAAGCUGGUGCCCCCCGAGGGCAAAACCUUGCAGAAGAGCACCGGUGAGAGCUUGGAGGCAGGCGCCGUGCCCCCCGAGGACAGCCCUGGCCGCAGCCCUGCCCUGAGCUCCGAGAUGAGCCAGCUGGGUGCCCGGCUGGAGGAGAAGCGGCGUGCCAUUGAGGCGCAGAAGAAGCGCAUUGAGGCCAUCUUUGCCAAGCACCGCCAGCGUCUGGGCAAGAGCGCCUUCCUGCAGCUCAAACGCAGGGAUGGGGGAGAGGAGGAGGAGGAGGAGGAGGGGGGGGAGGCCAAGCUGUCGCUGGAGGAGAGGCUGGCCCGGCUGGAGGCAGAGGAGGGGGGCAGCCUGCAAGUGCAGGCUGAGGAGGAAGGGCCAGGCCAGGGCCGCCCAGAGAAGCAGGUGACAUUCUCGCCAGAGAUCAAGGGGGCCCCACUGGAUGAGAACCUGGGCGAUUACAACCGGGCUGUGGCCAAGCUGAACACGGCGCUGAGCUCCCUGCAGCUGGACAUGCACCGCCUGAGCCAGCAGCAGCAGCGCCUGCUCCAGGAGAAGAAGCCCAGCCAGGCCUGGGUCAUCCCGGCCCCCAAGGGUCCCACCCCACGGGCCAGCCGGGAAUUUGUGCCACCCCGCUCUGUGGAGCUCUCGUCCUCUUCGCCCUCGCCUUCCCCCUCCCGUAAGCCCCCCGUCCCUGCCGCGCCCCGCUCACCCCAGCCAGCCCCCAAGAAGGCUGCACCCACACCCCCCAAGAGUCCCAAACAUGCCCGGCCUGUGGAGCUGAAGCUGCCUCCCCUGACGCGGGUGCUGACGCCCCCCCACAAUGUGGACACCCUGCCCCACCUGCGCAAGUUCUCGCCCAGCCAGGUACCCAUGCAGACCCGUUCCUCCAUCCACUUCUCAGAGGAGGUAGCUGGGCCGGAGCAGCCACUUGAGUCCCCUGAGCUGGAGACCCAGGGCAACCUGCGCCCUGUGGCCUCCGUGGUGCCACAGGGCGGGGUGGGCAGCGCUCGGGUGUCUGGGGACGGCACCAGUGAUGUGUCCUCACCGGGCGAGCGGCGGAGCAGUCUCAUUGAGAUCCCGCUGUCCAGCCUCCAGACUGAGGAGGGUGACGGGGACGACUCGCUGGAGGAGUCACUGACUGAGGUGAUGGACAUGGAGCCACGAGCCGGCCUGGGAUUCUUCUUCAAGGAUGACGAGAAGCCAGAGGACGAGAUGGCCCAGAAACGGGCCAGCCUGUUGGAGCGCCAGCAGCGGCGCAACGAGGAGGCGCGGCAGCGGAAGCAGUGGCUGGAGGCUGAGAAGGAGCAGAAGGAGGAGGCAGCCAGGCUGCAGGCAGAGGAGCGCCCACGGCUGGAGGAGGAAGCAAGCCCACGGCGCGGUGACUUCACACGCCAGGAGUACCAGCGACGCCACCAGCUGAAGCUCAUGGAGGACCUGGACAAGGUGCUGCGGCAGAAGCCAACCACGGUGCGCGCCCUCAAGAAGGGACGGCCCAAGACGGUGUUCUGUGAUGACUCGGCCCUGGCCCGCAGCCCGGUCAAGGGGCUCCUUGGAUCCAGACUCAGCAAAGUGUACUCCCAGUCAACCCUGUCCCUGUCCACUGUGGCCAACGAGCCUGGGAACUCGCUGACUAUCAAGAGACCCUCCAGAGCUGCCUCCCCCUCGGGCCUGAUGUCCCCUAGCCGUUUUCUGGGCAGCCAGAGCCGUGAGCGGGACUGGGAGAAUGCAUCUACUGCCUCGUCGCCUGCCUCUGUGCCUGAGUACACAGGGCCCAAGCUGUAUAAAGAACCAAGCGCCAAGUCCAACAAGCACAUCAUCCACAAUGCGCUGUCCCACUGUUGCCUGGCCGGCCGCGUCAACGAGCCCCACAAGAACAAGAUCCUGGAGGAGAUGGAGAAGAGCAAGGCCCAUCACUUCCUGAUCCUGUUCCGAGACUCCAGCUGCCAGUUCCGGGCGCUCUACACACCAGCCGGGGAGACGGAGGAGCUGACGCGCUUGACAGGCUACGGUCCCCGCACCAUCAGCCAGGCCAUGAUCGAGGGCAUCUACAAGUACAACUCGGACCGCAAGCGCUUCACCCAGAUCCCUGCCAAGACCAUGUCUAUGAACGUUGAUGCCAUCACCAUCCAGGGCCACCUCUGGCAGACCAAGAAGCCAGGCACCCCCAAGAAGCCAGGCACCCCUAAAUAACCUCACCUGGCCUCUGAGCUGAGCUAGCCCUUCACAUAGCUGCUGCCGCAGGACCCCUGGGCCCUGGCUGUGCUCCCAGGCAGGGCCCAGCAAGAGAGGGGAAGGGGCUUAUCCUGGGAACUGCCAAAUACACUAAAACUAUGGGGUCAAAGGGCAUGGGGGGAAGAACUGACUUGGUAAGGCCUGGCCCUACCCCCACCCUAUGCUGAGGGGAGGGGCUACGUGCCUCUAGGCUGGCUCCUCUGCUCUCUGGCCUCCUAGCCAUCUGAAUGUCAGACUGCAUCCCAGGGCCAUCUCUCUCCCCCUCCCUCCAUGAGGUGUGGCUCAGCCCCUGGGCUGUGUAUAUUAUACAUAACUAUACAGAGAUUGAGCUAUUUAAAUGAUUUUGCAAUGAUUUGUAUAUAGUGAGUUGCAUUUGAUAAGCAGACUGGGAUGAGCUGGGGGGUGUCUGUCUUCAUGUCUUGUCUAUUUUGUAUCUUCUGAGCUUCUGCCACAAUUGAAUGAUGUGUUGAAUUUUCCCCCUUGUAGGAAGGGUGGUGGGCACAGGACUGGGCACCAUGGGCACUGCCUCAGCACUGGGGGGAAGGGGACCUGGCCUGAGCCCACCUGCAGCUGCCCCAGGGAGCAGGACUCCCAGUGCCCAUGACUCCCCCCUCCCCCCCCCUUACAAGCCCAGGUAGCUGCUGUCUGUGCCCCUGCCCCUGGUUGGGGCUGUCCUGCCAGCCCUGUCACUUCCUGAGUGGCUGUGCCCAGCUAGGAGGGGCCUGCUCCUUUCUAGGGGGCUGGCUGGAGCAGAGGGAAGGGCAGCUGGGCCUGGUCAGGUGACAGCCCCCUGGCACCAAUUACUGGCUGUUGGCCCCCAGGGCUGGGUGAAGGGGGCAGGGCCUGCUGGCUCCCGGUGGGGGGGGGGAAUGGGGACCUGAGUAAUGCUGUAGUGAGCUGGCAGGGCCCUCACCCUGUCACUUAAUAAAGUAACUUAAAGGAG